AUUGAUAUAUUUUUUUCAGGGUUGGGAACCACGCGAAAAAAUGUGAAUUCUUUUGCUGAUCAAUACAAAAUUGAUCAUGAUUUAAAUCUAGAGUUAGCUAAAGCUGUAAAAGAAGCUGGUAUUGGCACAUAUAUUCUAAUAUCAAGUGUGGGUGCGAAUAAAUCAUCCACGUUUCCUUAUCUUAAAAUGAAGGGCGAGUUAGAUCAAGAUGUUAUAGAUUUAAAAUUCGACAGAACAAUCACUGUUAGGCCUGGGACAUUGAUUGGUAAAAGAGAGAAGGGUGAUGGCUUGUGGCAAGAAGCAUUUCUUUCAAUUGCUGCAACGGCUCAUGGCACAUUUUUAAGUAAACUCUUUUUGAGUCCUAUAUAUGAUGAAGAGAUUGCAAAAAUUGUUGCUCAUUUAGUUGAAAAAGAACCAAAACUUGCUACGGGUAGUUCCAAGGUCACAAUUCUAGAUCCAAAUGAUCUUUCUCAAAUACUUGCUUCUAUUAAGAAAUAA
Messenger RNA from Ascoidea rubescens DSM 1968, 498 nucleotides. RefSeq lists its product as uncharacterized. Gene Ontology annotation, cellular component: cytoplasm. The record is from RefSeq and is a predicted model, not a curated record. The transcript has a single exon. NCBI's taxonomy places the organism in Eukaryota, Fungi, Ascomycota, Saccharomycetes, Ascoideales, Ascoideaceae. The annotation marks the transcript as partial. Gene Ontology annotation, biological process: import into nucleus.